This is a messenger RNA of Cyprinus carpio (common carp), 2801 nucleotides long. RefSeq names its product dnaJ homolog subfamily B member 9. NCBI's taxonomy places the organism in Eukaryota, Metazoa, Chordata, Actinopteri, Cypriniformes, Cyprinidae. Gene Ontology annotation, cellular component: endoplasmic reticulum. Gene Ontology annotation, molecular function: misfolded protein binding; protein-folding chaperone binding. The record is from RefSeq and is a predicted model, not a curated record.
CGGAGCUGCACCAAUAGAAUUGCGAGUCGUGUUGUAGGCUGAACUAUUAAAAACACCAGUGUCGGUUUUAGUCAUUUUUAACGGUGCUGUCUACCAGGGCAGAAGCAUGGCCACUGCACAGUCAACGCUGAUGUUCGCAGUCUGCAUUCUGAUGAUAACAGAACUCAUACUGGCCAGAAAGGACUACUAUGACAUCCUCGGUGUGCCAAAAGAUGCUUCAGAACGUCAGAUCAAAAAAGCUUUUCACAAGCUUGCCAUGAAAUAUCACCCCGACAAGAACAAGAGCCCCGAUGCAGAAACCAAAUUUCGAGAGAUUGCAGAAGCAUACGAAACGCUAUCCGAUGAGAAAAGAAGGCGGGAGUAUGACCAAACAGGAUACAAUACAUUCAGCAAUGAAGACCUGAACAGAGGAGGAGAGCAGCGUUCUCAUCAUUCCUUUGAUUUUAACUUCGACGACAUGUUCAGAAACUUUGACAUCUAUAGCCAAAACAGGCAAGCUCGUUCAAAAAGGCACUUUGACGAGCACUUCAGGGCCCACCAGCAAGCGCACAACCGCCAUAAGAGACACUCCCAGGCUACUUUUGGUACCGGAGUCUUUGAGGACAUGUUUGAGGACAUGGAGAAGAUGUUUACAUUUGACCGACACAUAAAAAGAACAGAGAGCAGGUUUCAGGGCACAGCCAAACAGCACUGCAGAACGGUGACCCAGCGAAGAGGAAACAUGGUCACCACGUACACAGAUUGCACCUCAUCCUCCUGAACAUCAGAGUGGGCCACAGACUGGACCAUCACACUUUGAUUUUAUGCCUGAUUUAGAUAGAGUUAUUAAUUUGCUGCUGUGAUAAGUGGGGUUUGAUUUUACAUGUGACUGAUCUGUUAUUUAUGAUGAGUUUAGAGUACGUAUAGAGUUUUUAUUGGUUUGAUUGAGAUUUAUAAUUGACACUAUGUUGAAUAGUGGAGUCUUAAAGGAAUAGUACACCCCAAAAUUAAAAUUUGCUCAAAGUGUACUCACCCCCGGUACAUCUAAGAUGUAGAUGAGUUUGUUUCUUCAUCAGAACAGAUUUGGAGAAAUUUAGCGUUAGAUCACUGGCACACCAAUGGAUCCUCUGCAGUGAAUGGGUGCCGUCAGAAUGAGAGUCCAAACAGCUGAUCAAAACAUCACAAUAAUCCACACAACUCCAGUCCAUCAAUUAAUGUCUUGUGAAGUGAAAAGUUACAUGUUUGUAAGAAACAAAUCCAUCAUUAAGGUGUUUUACCUUUCAACAAUCGCUUCUGUCCAAAAGAUAUGAGUAAAUAACACUAACUAUAACUCAUAAUAAAACUUCAUCCAGUGAAAAAAAGCCUGUGCCCUGUUGACCUCUCACAUCAUUUUUGUUUAGAACUGUAUUGAGCUGUUUUCUCUAGUAAACAGUGCUUGAGCUGUGCAUGUUCCUCCAUUGAUUUAGACAAGAUGACUUUUUCACUGGAGAAAGCAAUAUUAUAAACAAAGGAGUGGUAUUUUAGCUGGAAGCAACAGUUUGAAGUUUAAAAACGUCGUCUUGAUGGAUUUGUUUCUUACAAAUAUGCAGCGUUUCACUUCACAAGACAUUAAUUGUUGGACUGGCAUUGUGCUUUUCAACUUUCAUUCUGACGGCACCCAUUCACUGCAGAAAUGUGUAUUUUCAGCACAUUUUCAUUUUUGAGUGAACCAUUCCUUUAAUAGCCUGAGAGUCUAGUUUUAGGCAUUUUAUGAGUUUACUUUCAUCCCUGCAGCACUAAAUUAAAAAAAAAAAUGAAAUGGUCAUUAAUUUGUUAAUAAUAACAAACUAUAUUUGAUGACCCUGUAAUAUUAGUGUGCAUUUAUGUUUAAAUUGCACUUUCUUGAUCAUAUGAAACAAGUUGUUAUACACACAAAAAACAAAUUCAUGCCUAGUUAGCAACUAAAAUCCAUAACAAAUGUGCUGAAAUCCUGAAUCAUAAUUUGAUGAAAGCAUCAGACAGAUCAUUUAGCUCUUCCAUUAUCUUCUCUUCUUAUCCAAGGUUGUAUAAUUUAUGUUGGUGUUGAACGCUCGUGGUAUGAAUCAUCUUCAUGAAAUAGUCUCUUAUUUUUAUGUGAAGCUAAACAAAUGUUUGCUGCAUUGCUGUGAAUAAUUUAGUUCAUUAUACUGAAGUAGUUUCUUUCAAACUCGGACUUGUUAGAUAGAGAGGUGCCUUUCCCACUCAUUGUGGUAGACUGAGUUUAAUGCAAUCCGUUUGGAGCACUUUUAUGACCUUAUGUGUAUUAUAGUUUGCAUGGCUGAGAGAAAGUAGGACUCAGUUUUUGUGAUGGACAUCGGUCACCCGGUUGGGUUUGCAAACAGCUUUUGUUUUAGGAAAGUACCACAAGUCUGACAUUGUUCUCUGAGCCAAAGUGUAUUUUGGCUGAACACUGUGUAUGUUUGUAACAAAACAUACGAGAUGAGAUUGGUUUCAUAUGGUAGUUAUACCCCUAAAAUAAAAAAAGGCAAGGGGAAUAUACCAACUUAGCAUUUGCCUGACAAUGUUUUUUUCUUUUUGUAAAUACGAUGUAUAACUCAGCUGUGUUCCUGUAUGACUUCACCUGUGACCUGUUUUGUUGAAUAAUCCUGUGUGCAAUAUUUAAAGGCAGCUCUCGUGUUGUUUUUACUGUUACCCGCUGACAUAGUUGUUAUGAAAUGAGUCUCGGUAGACUCAUCUUGCACUUUCUUUAUUGUAAUCCUAUGGAUGAAAAAUAAAUCUGAAAUGGACGAUUUGAACCCAGAUGUAUGUAUACUUGGGUUAACAAUAAAUAGUGUUGAAAAUCA